Messenger RNA from Leptinotarsa decemlineata (Colorado potato beetle), 2394 nucleotides. RefSeq lists its product as uncharacterized. The record is from RefSeq and is a predicted model, not a curated record. NCBI's taxonomy places the organism in Eukaryota, Metazoa, Arthropoda, Insecta, Coleoptera, Chrysomelidae.
UCGGCCUAAUUGUAAAACCAUGUAACUCCACGAAAAUCAGUUUCGAGUUUAUUAUACCAAAUUGUUGUAGAAAAUGCUCUACACCAAUGAUAUAAACCUCGUACCUCCAAAAAAUUCGUUAAAUUUAAUAAAAAGGAAUUUCCAAACCACGUAUCUUUUGUUAGGGUUUUUUGUUAUUUCCAACCCACUAACUCCUAGUUGUCCAUGUGUUAGUAAUAGGCAUGUCAACAGUGCUCUACCAAGUGGUUUUUUUAUUACAUAUUCAGUUUUUUAACAAUCGUGGUUGAAUACACUGACGAAAUGAGUUCAAGAGCACGAAAGAUAUUAAAUUUGCUAAAAAAUGAAAAACAGGAGGAAAAAUCUCUCAUGAAUCAAGACCAUUCCAGUUUUGUUGCUGAAACAUCCUCUUUAAAAGAAAACUAUGAUGCAUUGAAUUGUGAUAUAAUGGAGUCCUCGACAGAUCGUACUGAUUCUGUUAUUGCUAGCCAAGUAUUUAUUGUGCAGGCUGAUGGAUCUCUUGUAGAGAUAUCUAACGCAGUGACUAGUAUUGAUACUACCACUGUUAUUGCUAUAGAUUCACUUCCACCUUUGUAUGAUAGUAUGAUUCCAAGUGAAGGAAUAUCAGAUAGCAAUGUAUUUCCUAAUGUAACUGAAGAAACAAAUGUUGGGGUUAUAGAAGAGAACACGUCAAUUAUUGACAGCACUGUUUCACGACAAGUUUCUAAUGUAAUCGAGGAAACCAUAAAUGAGAUUAUACAAGAAAACACGUCAAUAAUCAUCGGCAGCACCGUUUCACUUCAAGUUCCUGAUAUAAUCGAGGAAACAAAUAAUGGGUUCAUAGAAGAGAACACGUCACUUAUUGAUAGCUCUGUUUCACAAGCAAAUGAAAAUGAGAAUACAAUAAAUAUAGCUGGCGAUAACAUUAAAGAAGAGCGUAGAAAAAGGCACAAGGUUAAUGAAAGGAAAUGGGAGAGCAAGACAGCAAAGAUUUUGAGAGAAAAGGGCGAGGAAUACCAACGAAGAAACCUGAUAGAUGGAAAGUCAAAAUUUUCCGUUAUCAAGCCCCAAAGAAAAAUGAAAGAUGUGAAAUGUAAGUGUAAAAGUCUCAAAUUCCACUGUGCUUCUUUAUCCAUUGAGCAGAGGAAAAAAAUAUUUCAACAAUUUUGGGAAAUGUCGUGGGAAGCAGAAAGGAUUUAUGUUAGAGGGUUAAUAGAUGUGAAUUUAACGGGGAGAGCACGUGACAGGAAAGAGCCAGGACAAUCGAGGAGACAAUUCACUUAUCAAUUUCAUUUGACAGUGGACCACAGCAAAUUGCGUGUUUGCAAAAGUACAUUUUUAGCAACGCUUAGUAUCGGUGAUUGGAUGGCAUUAAAUUGGAUAAAAGACAGAAAAAGUGAUGAUAUUAAUGAUAAUGAAGUAAUAAGUGAAGAUGGAGAUAUUACGAAAACAAGAAAUAAAAGAAGAAGACCACAGAAAAAUGUUAAAUCAAAGCGAAAUGAAUUGAUUGAAAAAAAUAUUUCUAUGAAAGAGUUUUUCUCGACACUCCCAAAAGUUGAGAGCCAUUAUUGUAGAUCAUCAUCAAAUAAACUGUAUCUUGAACCAUGUUGGUCAUCAAAGGCAAAAUUGUAUGAAUUUUACUGCAAUGAGAUUGGUGUGGGCAGAGAAACAUGAAUCCAUUAUCCAGUUGUACGUUCCAUAAAAUAUUUGAGGACCUGAACCUUAGUCUCUACAGACCAAAAAAAGAUCAGUGUGACAGGUGCAUUUCAUUCAAACAUAAUCACAUUGAUAAAAGCAGCUAUGACGAUCAUAUGAAAAAAAAAGAAGAAGCAAGAAAAGCAAAAGAAUUUGACAAAGCUAAUGAAGAACAUGUCUACACAGUCGAUUUACAGUCGUUACUUUUAAGCCCAAAAUCCAAUGCAUCAGCAUUAUACUAUCGAAGCAAAUUAUCUGUACAUAAUAUGACAUUCUUUGACUUGAGAUUUAAGGAUGACUAUUGCUACUUAUGGAAUGAGAGUGAAGGUGAACUCACUGGAAAUGAGUUUGCAAGCAUUUUGACACACUUCAUUGUUUCCCAACUACCUCUAAGAAACAAUAGUGAUAAAGUGAUAAUUUUCAGCGAUGGUUGCAAUUAUCAAAAUCGUUGUGCUAUAUUGGCAAAUGCACUAAUGCAUUUAGCAAAACAGUAUAAUAUUGUCAUAGAACAAAAAUAUUUAGAAAAGGGGCACACCCGUUUCUAUGGGAAAUGUGAUUCAAUGUGACUCAAUGGAAUGUGAUUCAAUUCAUUCAACAAUUGAGAGAUAUCUGAAAAAUAGAGAUAUACAUGUUCCAGCUGAUUACGCAGAAGUAUGUUCCAAGGCCAGAAAGAACCCCAGGCCUUAUAAAGUUCAAUACUUA